GCUUUGGUAGAAAGAAAGUGAUGAUCUAUUUUAAAAAGUUCACCAAUUGAGGUUGAGAAAACUUGGUAUAUUCGGAAAAAAACUAAUUGUUAGUGACUAACAAUUAGUCACUUUUAUAUCGUGGACAUGGACGAAGAACCAAUUUACGCCACGAUCGACAAACCUCGCCCCGUCACUACAGUCAAUCUCGCCCGACGAAGUGUCAUUCAAUACUAUGCCGUCCCAGCCACACCCUCCACUCUUUCCUCCAUGGAAGAACUGGACCGAAUUUCCCUCUCCACCUCAAACGGGUCCCUGUCCAACAGUGGCGAACCGUCUCUAAGAUCGUCACCUGUCACAUUUUCGUCACAACCUCCUCCCAAUGUCCCUGCCCCAACUAGUCUCCGAAGAAGGAACUACGAGGUCAGGGAUGACUUCGCAACGAUAGCUCGAUGCGAACAGCAAUUUGAAAAGCCGUUAAUAGUGAUCCAAGCACCACCACGACGGAUAUCGACUGGUACUUUGCCCGAGAUGAGUGAUUCUGGUUAUAAUUUGGGAAAUGGUCCCUCUACUCCAGCAACAAGUCCAGCUGCUCUUCUUCAGCCUAAUAAUGGCUCAUCGUCAUUUUUUCAAAUAAAUAAUUCCUCCCGAAAUUCCCAAUCCGGCGAUAUGACUUCCCCCCGGUCAAAAUCUCCAAGACCAAAUACGCCAAAAUCAGCGGAUAAGGAGGAAUCGUUUUGGGACAAGUUUGGAACUACGGCACGGAAGAAGAAGAUUAAAGAAGUUCAAGUUGUGGAGGAGGAAGGAAAAAGGGCGAUUGAUUUGCCAGGUAGUCCAUCACCGUUUGACAUUUCGCCGGAGGAUUAUAAUUUAGCGGACGGAGAAGAACGAUUGCUAAUUGAACGGAGAAGUUAUGAUGACCCAAAACUAGGACACUUAAUAAAACUUUUGACGGAUUGGAUAAACGAUGAGUUAGCAGAUCAGCGAAUUAUUGUUAUGAAAAUUGACGAUGAUUUGUAUGAUGGUCAAGUUCUGCAGAAAUUACUUGAGAAACUGACCGGACAGAAACUCGAAGUUCCAGAAGUGUCACAAUCAGAGGAAGGACAACGUCAUAAGUUGGAAGUUGUUUUGGGUGCUGCAAACCAAAUUAUAGGGCUAAAUCGAUGGUCAGCAGAAAAAUGGAGUGUCGAAUCCAUCCAUUCCAAGAGUUUGGUUGCCAUCUUGUACUUGUUGGUGCAUCUUGCUAGACAUUUCCGAGCUCCGUUGAGACUUCCGGAAAAUGUCAAUGUGGAAACGAUUGUUAUCAAGAAACGCAACGGUAAACUAGAGUAUCGUAGAGUGACGGAGGAAUUGACUUCGACUUAUGAUGAAUUAGGGAUGAGGUGUGAAAGAGAUGCCUUUGAUGCUUUACUUGAUACUGCUCCAGAUAAACUUCAAGUUGUUAAGAAGAGCCUGCUUAGCUUUGUUAAUAAGCAAUUGAUCAAAGUCAAUCUGAAGGUUUAUGAAAUUGAGUCCCAAUUUCACGAUGGUGUUUAUCUCGUUCUACUCAUGGGACUUUUAGAGAAUUACUUUGUCCCCCUCGGUGACUUUCAUUUGACACCCAAGGAUUUUGAACAAAAAGUCUUCAACGUGGCAUUUUCGUUUGAAUUAAUGCAAGAUGCGGGUUUGUCUAAACCUAAAGCACGCCCUGAAGAUAUAGUUAAUUCGGAUUUCAAGUCUACCCUGCGCGUCCUUUACAACUUAUUCGCAAAGUACAGAAAUGCUGAAUAGUGGCUGAUUGACGGACGACCUAUCAAAGCAGAACGAAUAGAUAAUUUUAUGCUCUAAAUAAUUUGACCAUAGUGUAUUCAUUAAUCUGUCCAUCCAUUAAUAAAAUGCGACUUGUACAUUUAAGAAAAUAAUAAAUUAUUUUUUAAUUCUGGAUACUA
Messenger RNA from Folsomia candida, 1907 nucleotides. Its product is annotated as beta-parvin. The record is from RefSeq and is a predicted model, not a curated record. Gene Ontology annotation, molecular function: actin binding. Bases 127 to 1749 code for a protein of 540 amino acids. Gene Ontology annotation, cellular component: cytoplasm; actin cytoskeleton; focal adhesion. The transcript is spliced from 8 exons. Gene Ontology annotation, biological process: cell projection assembly; substrate adhesion-dependent cell spreading; actin cytoskeleton organization. Lineage: Eukaryota; Metazoa; Arthropoda; Collembola; Entomobryomorpha; Isotomidae.